Dentiscutata erythropus is the source of this 134-nucleotide messenger RNA. The record is from the annotation of a GenBank genome assembly. Lineage: Eukaryota; Fungi; Glomeromycota; Glomeromycetes; Diversisporales; Gigasporaceae.
CUUUAGAAUUUUUUGAGGAAAUACUCAAAAAUUGUCAGCUGAGUCCUGAAGACCAAUUAAACGCUACAGCUUGGAAUCUUUCUCUCGACUCUGAAAAGUUCGUGGCAUCAAAAAUAACAAAGGAGUUUCGUAAG